Messenger RNA from Ramularia collo-cygni, 1611 nucleotides. RefSeq names its product related to quinate transport protein. The coding region runs from base 1 to 1611 and encodes 536 amino acids. Gene Ontology annotation, biological process: transmembrane transport; carbohydrate transport. Gene Ontology annotation, cellular component: membrane. Gene Ontology annotation, molecular function: carbohydrate:proton symporter activity. The record is from RefSeq and is a predicted model, not a curated record. NCBI's taxonomy places the organism in Eukaryota, Fungi, Ascomycota, Dothideomycetes, Mycosphaerellales, Mycosphaerellaceae. The transcript has 3 exons.
AUGGGCAUACUAACAAAGAUUGAAGACAGGCCAACGCCCGCCGCGGUGUACAAUUGGCGUGUAUACAUCUCAGCAAUCAUUGCCUCGUUCGCAUCAUGCAUGAUCGGAUACACCACCUCGUUCAUCGGAACGACUGUCGCUCUGGGGUCGUUUGGAAAUGCGUUUGGUUUCGAUCAGAUGGCUUCUUCGGAGUCUACUCUGAUUAAAGCCAAUGUUGUGUCUCUUUUCCAAGCUGGAGCUUUCUUUGGAUCUCCUUUGGCAUACACGACCUGCCAUUACUUUGGACGGGUCAAGAGUCUCUGGAUCACAGCUGGAGUAUUCAUCUUUGGUGCUGCCAUUACUUUCGCAUCUGUGAAUGGAAGCCUAGGGCCACUUUACGCUGGCAGGAUCAUUUGUGGACUGGGCGUUGGCGGCUGUACUAUGGUGGUACCUAUAUAUAUUGCAGAAAUCGCCCCUCCAGCUAUCCGCGGUCGUCUCGUCGGAACCUACGAGCUCGGCUGGCAAAUUGGCGGGCUAGUGGGAUUUUGGAUCAACGACGGGAUGAUUAAGACGAUCCCGGAGAGCCAACAACAGUGGCUGAUCCCCUUUGCUGUUCAACUGAUUCCUGCGGGUGCCUUACUUUUCGGCAGUCUGACGUUGAGAGAGACACCACGUUGGCUCWUCACAAAGGGUCGAAUCGAAGAGGGCAUCGCCAAUUUGUGCUGGAUCCGGAAUUUGAAGGCAGAGGAUACAUACAUUGUUGAAGAAGUUGCUAUGAUGCAGGAGCAGAUCUUCGAUCUUCCACAAGGAUUCUUCUUGCCGAUCAAGGAAGCACUUCAGGAUCCAAAGAUCCGGUGGAGACUGUUCCUUGGACACUCGCUAUUUAUCUUGCAGAACUUUGCUGGUGUAAAUGCGAUCAACUACUACUCUCCAGAUAUCUUCCGAUCGGUCGGUAUUACCAGCCAGGACACCAUAUAUCUGACCACUGGCCUUUUCGGUGUUGUCAAGACGGUCAUCACAAUUGUGUGGCUUCUUGUUUUGAUUGACAAACUAGGACGCCGCCAGCUUCUCCUAUAUGGAGCUCUCGGCGGCUCAAUUGCGAUGUUUGUCAUCGGCGCGCUCAUCACCGCCAGAGUCAAUUCUGGCACGUCGGAGAGUACUUCUCUAUCCUCAGAGGGCAUUGCGACGGUCUUCAUGGUCUACCUCUGGACCGCCAUUUACAUCAAUUCCUGGAAUGGUACUCCCUGGGUCAUCAACGCCGAAAUGUUCUCUCAGCGUACGCGAGGUAUUGGGCAACUGUUUGCAUCCAUGGCGAACUGGCUCUGGACCUUUGUUAUCGCUCGCAUCACUCCGAACAUGAUCCAAGGCAUGGGCGACUCAGGAUUCGGAAUGUAUUUCCUUUUCGGCGCCGUGACUCUCUGUGGAUUUGUAUUCGUCUGGUUCCUGAUUCCAGAGACAAAGUCAGUGCCAUUAGAUCAAAUGGACCGUCUCUUUGAGAUCUMGCCAGUACGAAAGGCGCAUUCGAUGGUGAUGAAGGAGGUACAGCGUGAGAAUCUGGAUCAUCGUGAUAAGAAGCUGUUGAUAUCACCAGAACCAGUAGAGAGAAAUGGACAGGAAGAGCGAGCUGUAUAA